Molecule: messenger RNA, 198 nt
Organism: Ambispora gerdemannii
Lineage: Eukaryota; Fungi; Glomeromycota; Glomeromycetes; Archaeosporales; Ambisporaceae
Source: the annotation of a GenBank genome assembly
AUGUCCGCAUAUAGUGUCAAAACAUUAGCAGGAUUUAUUAGACCAACUUACCCACCAAAUAUUUCCGCAAACGGACUCGUUCCUAAUACUACACGUAAAGGAAAUGUUCCGAAAAAGACUUCCAACGCGGCUUCACCUGUUAUCGCAGAAUUAUGGGCUAAAGAACCACAACUAGUGAAAAACGAAUAUAACAAUUAG